Molecule: messenger RNA, 827 nt
Organism: Lotus japonicus
Lineage: Eukaryota; Viridiplantae; Streptophyta; Magnoliopsida; Fabales; Fabaceae
Exons: 6
Molecular function (GO): phosphoprotein phosphatase activity
Source: RefSeq, a predicted model, not a curated record
AUUGAUGAUGAUCUUGAAUCCUGUCCAGACCCAGAUACAAAAUUGGAUCUCUUACUAGAGAAGCUGAAUCUUGGUGCUAGAAAAAAGUUGCUUGUUUUGAGCCUCAGUGGAUUGCUCAGAGUUAAUGUUCGAGACGAGAACAAAAUUCCUAAGUCUCGAACCCCUGACUGGAAAUAUGCAAAUUCACUCAUAUAUAAGAGGCCAUUUAGUGGAGAAUUCAUGAAGUUCUGCUUGGAAAGAUUUGAAGUGGGGAUUUGGUCUUCUGCAAUGGAGCAUAAUGUAGAUGCUGCGUUAGACUUUACAUGUGGAAUAUCGAGAAGCCAACUCCUAUUUGUUUGGGAUCAAGAUGAAUGCACAGAUUCCGGGUUUAAAUCUUUGGAGAAAAAAUCUAAGCCUCUUUUCUUCAAAGAACUGAAUGAAGUCUGGAAAUGUAUCAAGAGAGGAGGCCCAUAUUCUGCUUCAAAUACUUUGCUGAUUGAUGAUAAACCAUACAAGGCCUUUCUCAAUCCUCCUAGUACUGCAAUAUUUCCUGAGCCAUAUAAGCCAGAGGAUAAAUCUGAUAAAGCCUUGGAUCCAAAAGGAAGGCUAUGCUCCUUCUUGAAAGGUCUUGCUGAUGCUGAAGAUGUUCAAGCUUAUGUGAAGGAUCAUCCAUUUGGCCAACCUGCAAUUACAUCCUCUCAUCCUGACUGGGUGUUUUACUCAAAAGUUCGAUCAAGUCUUGGCAAGAAGUGACAUUGCAGAGUGCAAGGAAAUAGUGCUAUGAGUGUUUUUAUUAUGUCUUGUCAGUUUGAAACUUUUAAUUAUGCAGCCAUUACUGUUAUGAUUUA